AUGGGAUUUAUAUCAUCAUGGAAUAGCCAUGCGACGUGGGUGAGCGAGGAAAAAGGAUUUUGUCAAGUGAUAUUAAUGUACAAACAAUUUUUAAGCCCAGCAACAGAAACAUCGAGGACUACAUCAAUAAAUUUCAAUCCUGAAAAGGAAAUGAAAGAUCAGAGAUGGGUAAGGCAAUGUUUAGUGUUAUCUUUCUUAAGAAAGUAA
Messenger RNA from Clunio marinus, 207 nucleotides. The record is from the annotation of a GenBank genome assembly. Lineage: Eukaryota; Metazoa; Arthropoda; Insecta; Diptera; Chironomidae.